AUGGGCAUCGUAAAGACCAAGCAACUCCUCCGCACCUCGGUGUGUUUUCUCAGGAUAGACAUGUUGGUCGAACCAGCGGUGCAAAACUGUAUUCCAUGCCAGGCCUCUACACCCAUAUCACAUCGUGAUCCUGUGGAGCCAACGCCUCUCCCUUAUGGGCCAUGGGAAAACCUGCGUGUCCAAUUCGCAGGAUCGUUUCAGAAUGGAAAGUACCUGCUCAUUCUUAUCGACGAGUACUCGCGCUUCCCAUUGGUGGGACAAGUAGCCUCGACGGAUGCGACCUCACCUCUGCAAUUCCUGAGACGAACAUUCGUUGAAAUGGGCAUCCCUAAACAAGUCAAGAGCGACAAUGGGCCGCCUUUCAACUCAAGCGAGUUCAAGGAGUUUGCAGCCGAACUGGUAUUUAAACAUCACAGGGCGACACCACUUUGGCCUGAAGCCAACAAUGAGGCAGAGCGCUUUGUUCGAACCUUAACCAAGGCCAUCAAGCCUCUGCUUGUCCAGGGAAGAGAUUGGAUGCCGGGCAUGGAUGACUUCUUGAUGUGCUACAGAGCAACCCCACGUGCCACACCUAAGAGAUCUUCGUACGAACUUCUCUUUGGCAGGCAGAUGCAGACGAUACUACCACGACCCCAAGACAACGGAGUGAACCAGGACUUCAAUGUGCGUCAAGAUGACGAAGCCGAAAAAAGGAAAUCUUAG
Molecule: messenger RNA, 702 nt
Organism: Ixodes scapularis (black-legged tick)
Lineage: Eukaryota; Metazoa; Arthropoda; Arachnida; Ixodida; Ixodidae
Exons: 1
Coding region: 1-702 (233 amino acids)
Biological process (GO): DNA integration
Molecular function (GO): nucleic acid binding
Source: RefSeq, a predicted model, not a curated record